AAGCCCGGGUCUGCUGAGGAUUGGUACACUUUUCACAGCCAGUGCAACAGAGUAGCUUAGCUACAGCACUUGGGUUUCUGGCGAGCAGCCUUAUUUGUCACUGGUGCGCAACUGAAAACUGCCACACAGUGCAGCUAGGUUGCACAGUGCCAUAACGGAUAAAGCGACGUGUAUCUCUACACUUUAGCCCGCCCCAAUCAACGGUAUCAACUCGUGUGUGGAAAUAGGUCCGUGUUUGAGUUGAUGUAGCUAACGCUAGGGAGUACCUUUCGGCGAAUAGGAUGAUGCUUGGAGUUGUUUACUUCUUUCGUCGAUUGUUUUUGGGGGGUCCUCGAAAAGAGUGUGGAAAGGCUAGAGGAAGCCACAUCUAAUUCGGCGACAUUGACGUUCGCUGAGACAAGCACUUCAAGUAAAGAGCAGAAUCCAGCAGCCCCAGCAUCGGACAACUAGCUAGCUAGAUAGUUCGUAGUUGUUAGCUAUCCACCUCUGUUAAACAACAAGGUGUCCUGGAGAGUAUUAUACCAAGAUUGCAGAUUGUUAGCGUGCCAAUUAGGACAGGAGUGCCACGGAGACCCAUACGGGCCUAGUGGUGCAGCAUGUGAUGACCCACGCCCAGAACAAAGGUUCUCUUAGCCAGAGUCGCAGCACAGUGACGCGGGAACACUGCCCCGAUAGGUCACAUGGUGAGACCAUGGGCGGGGCCUGGCCUGAGCGCACGCUGCGAUUCGGCAGGACCAUGAAGAAGGGCGGGACUAAGCGAGGAAGGGGCGGGGUUAAAGAGAUGAUGGACAGGAGGGAGAAGACUCCGGAGCGGAAUAGGAGGCGGAGCAGGAAAUCUUAUCCCUUACGAGGAAGGGGAGGUGCUCCGGAGGAGGAGGGUCUUAGCUGUCACGUUUUGCUCACCCGACUGGAGAAGGACAUCCAGGAGCAGGAGGACACCAGUGAGAGGGGGAAUGAUUCGCCAAUUCAACCGCCCGUCAAACCUGAAUCCCGGAGCAAGAAACUGGACAAAGGAAAAGACAAAGCCAAGGGGAAACUCCUGGCAAAGAAGAUGAUACCAAAAACUAAAUCAAAAACCACCAGUGAUGAGCAGGGGUUGCCAUUUCCAGAGCCGCGUAAGCGACGGCUAGCUUCUCUCAACGCUGAGGCCGUGAACAGUCUGCUGUUGGAGAGACCUAACGAGACCCAGCCGGCUUCUAAACAGGCCAGGAGACAGCAGGAUGAGCAUACCAGCGGUGAGUCGUUCCUGGGGACAGAUCCAGCCAGGCGCGGGGUGACCGGAGGUCCUAAUGCUCCAAGAACCAGCAGCAAGGCCUCCGCAUCGCACAAGCCUGACCCGUGCCAAAGCUCCAGGAAGACUAAGAAGGUCUCCAAGAAACCAGCCAAACCAGACAGAGGACAGAAGAAAGAGAUGAUGACUUUACAGAUGUUACACACCCCUGCUCCCCGACGGCUAGCUGGACUCAACGCUGCYGCGCUGCUAAAGUUAACGAGCACCUCGGCGACUAGCAAACAGCGAGUGAAAACGACAUCAACGACUACGACGAUGGACUGCAAGGCUACGAGCACCGCAUCAGUUGACGUGGAGCAAAAGCAGCCGCAACCGCGACCGAAUCUUAAACCGUGCAGCCGCCAGCCUAAGCAGAAGGGAAGGCAGUUGAUUCCAGAAGAGGUAGGCUGUUCUGCCUGCAAGAAGUCCAACUUUGAGCCCAARGUGGAGUGGGAGUCUGGCGGGUGCACCCACCGGCUAACCAAACCAGGCUACCAGUCGCGCAGCAUGCUAGCCUACCCGUUGAAGCCCGUCGUCAAAGAGGAGCAGGUGGAGGCAGAGCUGAGCCCAUACUACUGCUGCCCCCCAGAGGGCUCUGUGGAGUACUGCCAUCGCCUGGCCUUGUUCCUGGGUCAGCAGGCCUACGCCGACUCUGAAGAACGACCUUUAAACUCUGCCCUAACCUCUGUGAAACGGGAGUGCCUAGUGACGUCACCCUCCCAUCCCCACUCCCACGCAGCCCUGACCCUCAGCCCCCRCCCCUGCCUCUGCACCGCCGACCCCGCCUGCUUCUCYAGCUACUACGUCCACAUCGCCCAUCCUACACACYCUGGAGCUCCGUCAGCCAACCUCAGCUCACGACCUCUGAACUUUGGCUCCUCGACGCUGUGUCCCGGCCGGGUGUCUGGCUCCAAGCUGCUGGGUCCUCCGGUGUCCCAUUCCUCGACGCUGUCCCAUCCUGCCUUCUGUGGCUCAGUGGGCACUCCCUGCUACAGCGAGGCCUGCCGGGUCAGCGGCUACACAUACAGAGCCAUGCAGCCGGUCAACAGCAGGGGGUGCUCUUUCUCCACAGGCUGCUCCGGGUGUACACACAGCAUCAAGACAGAGGGUUACUCCUCCCCCCAGGGUGACCACAACCCCUCCCUCCUGGUUUCUCCCUCUCUCCCCCUCUCAGGCUGUCCCCUCCCUACCACCCCGUCCUCCACCCAGGCCAAGCCCCGUCUCCUCACCCCCCUGUCUGACCGCAGUGUGCCCCAGGCCAGGCUGAAGCUGGCCAGGGAGUGCCCUCAGGGCUCCAAGCCCCCUAACGGCUCUCUGUCCAUGGGGAGAACCAGGCUGUCCCAGAAACAGCCAGCUCCGACACCCAGUCUAUCCCCCRCCAAGCAGAAGAGGGUCAGCCACCGACGGGCCACCAACGGGUGGCUGCCUGUAGGAGUGCCCACAGAGAAAGAAGUGUUCAUUGCGGGGGAGGACGAGACGGCCUUACGGCAGUGUUAUGAAGGAGUACAGAGAGACGGCGAAGUGAUACGUGUCCGAGACACAGUGCUGCUGCGCGCCGGUCCCCGGAAGAAGUCCCUGCCCUACGUCGCCAAGAUAUCAGCGCUAUGGGAGGACCCCAAAUCUGGAGAGCUGAUGAUGAGCCUGUUCUGGUACUAUCGACCUGAACACACACAGGGAGUCCGAGACCCCAGCAUGCACUGUGAGAAUGAGAUUUUUGCAUCUCGGCAUCAAGACGAGAACAGUGUGGCCUGCAUCGAAGACCGAUGCUAUGUUCUCCCACUAGCGCAGUACUGUCGAUUUUGUGCCUUGGUGAAGCGGCGUGCAGAGGGUGUGCCCCCUGGCGCUGCCAGAGUGGUCCCCUGCCCCUCAGACUUUGACCCCCCCGACCACCGCCAGGUGCCCGCCGACAUAGACCCUGAACUGGUGUACCUCUGCCGCCACGUCUACGACUUCCGCUACGGACGCAUCCUGAAGAACCUGCAGUAGGGGACAGCAGAGGACAGGCAGACAGACCAACCGUAGUGGAGCACACGCACUCCUACACAUGGGGCUGAAGGAUGAGAGGGGGAACCCCUGAAGGGUUUUGGGGGUCCCCUGAACUAGAGGGAGGGCUGCUGAAGAAUCAAGUAUUGGAGGGGGACCACUGAUAUCUGAAUCCCCAGAAUGGCGUUGAAGGAGUGGGUACUGAAGUACCUUACCCCCUUUUACAACUGUUACUAGGGAGGUGAAGUUUUGACCCCCUCAACUGGAACUAGAACUGUACCGGCUUGGACAGAAGGGAGAGAUCUGCUAGCUGUCCUGGUUAACCAUGUCCUGCUAUACCAGGGCUCAUCACCAUGUGCAUGGACAGCCAUGUUGGUGACCUAACAAGAGGAAGAACUGCGCUACCAGAGCCGUACAGGGCUCGUCAUGACGAUGAUGUUAGAGCCUGAUGUGAUGACAACGUUCUUCUUCAUUUGUGUUUGUCUCUGAGGCAGCUGUGAUCGAGAGGGCACUUGCAGCUUGAACACACACACAAUUAGGUUAUUU
Salvelinus sp. IW2-2015 is the source of this 3799-nucleotide messenger RNA. RefSeq names its product bromo adjacent homology domain-containing 1 protein. Gene Ontology annotation, biological process: negative regulation of DNA-templated transcription; heterochromatin formation. The record is from RefSeq and is a predicted model, not a curated record. Gene Ontology annotation, molecular function: transcription cis-regulatory region binding; chromatin binding. Lineage: Eukaryota; Metazoa; Chordata; Actinopteri; Salmoniformes; Salmonidae. Gene Ontology annotation, cellular component: chromatin silencing complex.